Fusarium oxysporum Fo47 is the source of this 2000-nucleotide messenger RNA. Its product is annotated as ureidoglycolate hydrolase-domain-containing protein. Gene Ontology annotation, molecular function: ureidoglycolate hydrolase activity; ureidoglycolate lyase activity. NCBI's taxonomy places the organism in Eukaryota, Fungi, Ascomycota, Sordariomycetes, Hypocreales, Nectriaceae. Gene Ontology annotation, biological process: allantoin catabolic process. The record is from RefSeq and is a predicted model, not a curated record. The transcript is spliced from 5 exons. Bases 228 to 2000 code for a protein of 590 amino acids.
UUUUUUUUUUUUAACGGGAACCCAGCGGUUACUUUUUAAAGUAGUGAUGCCUUUCGUCACACUUGGAGUGGGUGCGUUAUGUUAUGCUGUAGUUGGACUGAUGUAUUGCCGACCUCGGAUCGCGAUGCCCUACUUCAACUCAUCAUCGUCUGAAAAUUAACUUAACUGCGGCAAACAAAUUCCCAUUCCCAACAUCAAGUCAAAAUAACGCCUCUCAAGCGGCAGCCAUGUCAGUUAAAGUCAACGUCGGAAACCUAAGCCUCCGUAUCGGGACCGCUCCCCUGACACAAGAGGAGUUCGCGCCAUUUGGAGAUGUUGUCUCCAACCCACGACCGAGCCUUCUUCCAUCAAAACACGCAUCUGAAGGUGGUUCUCUCCCAUACAACGGCACCACUGCCAAUCAAGGAACAGCAAUUCGCUAUGCCGAUGUCAGCAAGCCUCAGGACCUCCUCUCACAGGCUCCUAGCAGCAAUGGCCGAUUGAUCAUGAGCCAAUUCGUCUGCGAAGCGAGAACUUUGGCACCUGCAAGCGAUGACGCUUCUCAGAGCGAGUUCGCCGUCAACAUUCUUGAACGACACCCAUUCACUUCUCAAACUUUUGCUCCACUGGCCUCUACCGCUUCAAGCUACUUGGUCAUCGUGGCCCCAUCUCUGCCACCAUCUCCCCAAGACGAUGGUCUACCUGUACCAAGUGGAGAGGGUCUACCCGGUAGAGGUCUCCCUGAUCUGAAGGGGUUGCGUGCGUUUGUAGCAACAGACCGCCAGGCUGUGACUUAUGCGGCUGGGACAUGGCACGCUCCAAUGGUAGCUCUUGGUAAGAAGGAGACAACUUUGGAUUUUCUGGUUGUUCAGUUCUCCUCUGGGGUUGACAUUCAAGACUGUCAGAUCGUCACAUUCGAAGGGCAAGACUCCAAGGAAUCUGACAUUAAAGUGCGCGUUCCGCGAGGCGGAAGACUAAACCAAGACACGCGAUAUUUGAGGAUCGCACAAUGCGUAACCGGACAGUGGCUGAGUAGAAAUACCAAAAUGGUAGCCCGAUUUGAAGCUGCGGAGGCUCGCAACAAGCUGGAGGAUCUCUCUGGAAUUCAGCUUGAGCCGGGUGAGAACCCAUACAACGCCCUCAUCAAAGCCUGUAAUAACGACCCUGCUGAAGUCCAAACUCUGUACUCUGUCCACCGGACAAAGAGGAACGGCCAACAAGCGGAGAAGUUUUUGUCUUCUGACUUCAAGGAACUGGUUAUUGACCAGACACUCCUGCGGCUUGAAGACCCGACUGUAGAGCCGGGAUUCCGUGACAAUAGGAACUGUUUGGUCAUCUGGGCCAGACCCCCAGACCACGUUAUACGCUUAGCCUCCAAGGUCAAUGAGUUACUCAAGAAGGCCGCACCUAGUGUCUGGCUUAUGCCUUCACAUAGGAUGCAUUUGACAACCCUCGAGGUUGCAUUCUCCAAAACACCCCAGGAGAUUGCUGCCUUUGUAACGACUCUGAGGCCAGCUAUCCCUGACAUUGUGAACUACCCAUAUCAUCACAGGUCUCGCCUUGUCAAGCCUAUGGUUUCUUAUGAUUUGUCUGCUUUUGCUCUCUCGUUCCUUCCUGCGUCAGGUGAAGCAGCACUCUCCCCUCCUCUCACCGAACCUGUUGUCACAGAGGGGAUCACGCAGGGAGACGAUUACACAUAUCACCAUCUGCGUCGCGACGUGUACGACAAGGUGCAGGAAAGCGGCGUAGUUGUUGGGUCAAGAUAUCAAGUUCCCAGUGCGCACAUCACGCUUGGACGCUAUCUGAAUCACGAUGACCAUGACACGCCAGAGAAAAGGGCAGCCUGGGUUAAGGCUAUUGAUGAGGUCAAUGCAUGGCUAGAGAAGGAGGUCUGGGAUAAUCCUGACUCCGAGUAUAAUGCUGGCGAGUGGCUAGUCGGUCAUGAGAGAGGACUGGAUGCACGAAAUGGCACACUCUGGUAUGGAGGCGGGAAGACUAUAAUGCUGGGUGAAGGGUUUUAG